AUGGAGCUGUCUGUGAAGCAAGGCACAAGAAGAGGUGGGCAAGUAAGCAGGGGAGACCAAGACCAACCUGCAGAAAUUGGGCAAACUUCAAAGGUGAGGAUCUCUAGGGAAAAGAGACUCAAAAAAAUUCAGGGAAGAAGCAGCGGAAGAAGAAAGGUCAUCAACUCAGGCUCAAAAUGCCAAACCAAAGAUCCAAAGGGUUCCCUUUAUGCUCCGAGAUCACAAAAAUUUCGAAAAAUACUACGAGCCAAAAAUUUCGACAUAUAUUUUAAGAGCUUUCUAUGCUGUGGGUUCCUUUAUCUUCCCAAAAUAAAAGUAGACGACUCGAUGGGGCCUAAGUUCAUGAACUUGAUAGCCUACGAAAUGUGUCCUGAUUUCCAGAACGAUUUCGGGGUCACCUCUUACAUAGGCUUCCUCGAUUCGCUCAUCGAUUAUGCAGAUGAUGUGAAGCAUCUGAGGAAAAGCCACAUACUUCGAAACUUUCUUGGGAGUGACGAUGAGGUGGCUAAACUCUUCAAUGAGAUAGGCACUGACUUGGUGCCUAACACUGCAAUUUACUACGAUGUUAAACGCAAGAUAGAAGAUCACUACAAGACCAAUUGGAAGAAAUGGAUGGCUCAAUUCUUUCAUGAACAUUUCAGCAGCCCCUGGACUAUCCUGGCUUUCAUUGGUGUUCUCUUAGGGCUUGGGAUGACCGCUGCUCAGACGUGGUACGCUGCCAAUUCUGGUACUCCAUGUGAGGCCUUACUUGAGUACCUGAAAGAGCGCGGGUACUAA
Prunus armeniaca (apricot) is the source of this 777-nucleotide messenger RNA. NCBI's taxonomy places the organism in Eukaryota, Viridiplantae, Streptophyta, Magnoliopsida, Rosales, Rosaceae. The record is from the annotation of a GenBank genome assembly.